Molecule: messenger RNA, 5551 nt
Organism: Ctenopharyngodon idella (grass carp)
Lineage: Eukaryota; Metazoa; Chordata; Actinopteri; Cypriniformes; Xenocyprididae
Product: immunoglobulin superfamily DCC subclass member 3
Exons: 14
Coding region: 254-2425 (723 amino acids)
Biological process (GO): cell-cell adhesion; axon guidance
Cellular component (GO): axon; plasma membrane
Molecular function (GO): protein binding
Source: RefSeq, a predicted model, not a curated record
GCUGCUCACGGGAUAUUCUCAAAGUGGCCGUGGACGUGACCAGCAGCGCCCAGCUGGAGCGCCGUUAAUGACUUAAAGUAACGAUGUUAUUCUAGGUUGACUCCGUUUAGGAUUUGUAUUCGAAUACAAAGACAUUUACACUGAAGAAGUAGCAAAAGUUUUUUUCUUUUUCACUUUUUAAACUCCUUUUUAACCCCAAAGAAGUCGCCUACCUGUUUCCAUAUUUUGGAAAGGAUUUAACGCACACAGGAAAAUGAAGCCACGGAUUUUACUGACCUUCCUGACGUUUGUCGGUUCUUGUUUGUGUAAUGGAUCUGAACUGGCUUUCCUUACGGAGCCCAGCGACGUGAUCGCGGUACGGGACAGGCCGUUGAUGCUGGACUGCAAGGUGGAAGGCGAGGGUCCCAUCACGGUGACGUGGCAUAAGAACGGAGCGCCGCUGCUUCCGGGAGUAGGCAGUCGGGCGAAGAUCCUAUCCAAUGGCACGCUCUUGAUCCGCAGCUUCCAGAAGAGACGGGAUGGAGAUGCUACCGAUGCUGGAGAGUAUUACUGUGCUGCACAGAACCACUACGGCAUGCUGGUCAGCCGCAAGGCCCGUGUGCAGCUUGCAUCUCUCCCUAAAUUCCACACUCACCCAGAGUCCAUGUCAGUAGAUGAGGGAGGUGUUGCACGUUUCCAGUGUCAGGUCAGUGGCAUUCCUGAGGCCAACAUCACUUGGGAGAAGGACCGUGUUGUGCUUGGAACCUCUGAUGACAGGUACACACUUCUCCCAAUGGGUAUUCUGCAGAUUACAGGAGUUAAGAAAUCAGACGCUGGCGUCUACCGCUGUGUCGCCACCAACAUCGCCAACACCCGCUACAGCCAUGAAGCCUAUCUGAAUGUAACCGGAGGUGUCCCUCGCACAUAUAAGGAGCCAGUCAUCCUGUCCGGCCCACAGAACCUCACCAUUACCGUCCAUCAGACCGCCAUCCUGGAGUGUAUCGCCACCGGAAACCCUCGCCCCAUUGUGUCUUGGAGUAGACUUGAUGGCAGAUCCAUCGGAGUGGAGGGCAUUCAGGUGCUGGGCACGGGCAACCUGAUGAUCUCAGAUGUCUCCCUUCAGCACUCUGGAGUAUAUGUGUGUGCUGCCAACCGGCCUGGCACCAGGAUGAGGCGUACCGCACUGGGCAGGCUGGUAGUGCAAGCUCCUCCAGAGUUCAUUCAGUGGCCGCAGUCUGUGUCUAAGCCAGCAGGGGGCAGUGCAGUGUUCACAUGUGUGGCUCAGGGUGUUCCUGAACCUCAUAUCAUAUGGCUGAAGAAUGGAAAGAUACUCACGCCUGGUGACAAUGUGAAACUCACUAACAAUAACAGCACCCUGGCCGUGACUCGCAUCACAUCAGAGGAUGAGGCCAUAUACCAGUGCAUCGCUGAAAACUCUGCCGGCACUAACCAGGCCAGUGCCCGUCUGGCUGUGUCCCUGGCCAAAGAGCUGCCCGAUUCCCCUCAGGGCCUGAAAGCCACGGCUCUGUCUAAAACCACCCUGCAGCUCUCCUGGACUCAGCCGCCGGCCGAAAUCACAGACGGGAUCAUCGGAUACGUGCUGCACAUCCGCAAGUAUGGUGAGCCUGAGAGUAAAGAGCUACAGGAGGCUGUGAGUAAGACAACAUUUCAGCAUGACCUCACAAACCUUGAACCUGCGACCACCUACUCCAUCUACCUGAAGGCCUACUCUCCUCUGGGUGCCAGUGAACGGUCCAGUACUGUUGUUUCCACAACACUAGGGGGCGUGCCCAGUCCGCCUACAUUUUUCACCAAAGCAAUAAACAGCACAGCAGUCCAGGUCCUAUGGGAGCUGCCCAGUAAGCCUGGGAAAACAGAGGGUUUCCGACUGUCAUACCGCAGGGUCCCCCACGGAGAGAUCCAGGGGCCGAUUCAGCUGCCAUGCCAUGUUAACGCUCACACCUUCUCUCGUCUCGACCCCGGCUCUGUGUAUGAAGUCAAACUGGUGGCCUACAAUGGCAAUGGAGAGAGUGACUGUUCAAAGAAACUCGUGUCACUGGCUGAGGACGGCACUAGUGCUAAAACUAGAGCAGGAGAGGAAACUCACUGUAACUGCAGGGGUGUGGAGAACUCGAUCAGCAGUAUUGUGGUUGGCAUCCAUAUUGGCAUGGCCUGCAUCAUUUUCUGUGUGCUCUUCCUCAUGUUCGGAUAUCGGCGCAGUUUCCUCUGUAGGAAAGGGACUCAGGACAGCUGGUCUGUGCCACAGGGCGAAGAUGGAGGGCACCAUUCUCAAAGCAAUGGCAUCCCAAAAGAGGGAGUAACACGGCCUGCUCAAGGCAUUGAAUUAGUUCCUCAGGGUCCUAAUAUAGAUCGCCAGACACAAUGCCAGGUUCUUAUCGAGCAGCACUCGUCCAGUCUGCCAGGCACAGGCACGGGCACUGGCUAGCCCUAGCCUCAUUGAUCUCACUCUUUGUGGUUCCUCUGCCUAGCCUGUCCACCAAAGUCCCCUUUAAUCCAUAUUUAUCUUGCCCUGGCUGUCACCUAAACUGCUGCUAGUGUUAAAGAGUGUAAAUUAAGUACAAAAAUGGAUAUAGAGUUUUGUUUCUUUGCUUCCUCCUUUCAGAACCAAAACUUGACUCCUUCAAGAUCCGCACAAGAACACCAAAUGAUAGCCUUAGUAAAUACUGUACACAGUUUUUAAUGCAUGCUAAGUUACAAAUAGUUUUACAGCACUCUUUCUGAGCAUAAAUACACAAUGGAAACAAAACAAAACAAAAAAUGAUACCAAAACAACGUUAUAUUUUAUUACCAAAGGGCUUUCUGCUAAAAACCAAAAUUUCCUUUUGCAAUGCGUCCUUGGGUAAUAAAACGUAGCCUAAUGUUGUGUCCGAACUGAUGCCAGAUAUAAAGACCAAACAAUAUUUCUCUUCAAACUCUUACAUAAGAUUUAGCGAACUACAUGAUUUACAAAACAAGCUAUAUUCUCAGUUGAUUACAGGGAACAGAGGUUUGUUCCAUUUGUUAGCCUUAGCUCGGAUAUAUACCAAGAUUAAUAACGUGGCCUUGCUUUUGCCUUCGCUUGUGGUUGUGUGAGUUCAAAUAAAUUGAUUGUUAUAUGUUUCACCGUACAUGCCUCGAGGCAGGCUACCCCAGAGGAACCAUAAAGGUGAUGGAUUCUUCCCACCUUUCCCGCUUUCCUAUCCUUCGUAAUACCCACCAAAAGCUGUAUACCUCCAAAGAUAGCUACCUCAGAAUGUUAUUUUGGGCUAACAUUAGUCCCUGCUGAUAAAGCACGCCUACCUCAGCCAAAAAAUGUCCAGAUACCCGCUACUCUUCCCACUGCCAGUGCCUGUGCCAUCUGCCUCCAGAACCUGUAUUCAGGUGCCCAUCUGGUCGACUGCCAUGGAGAGUGUGACCUUGGCUGCUCCAAAUAUUGCCUUAGCAGACAAAAGCUGUCUGGGAACCCCUCCCUACCUCAUCAUCGUCCAGAGAUGUGUACACAACCAUUAAUACUUCAAAAACACCUUUGAUGCGAUUCUUUCCAAGUGCAUCGUACAUUUUGGAUCUGGUGAUUUGCAUCCUGUCAAGCCAUUCCGAAGGAUUCCUCUCUGAUGCUGCUAAACUCCAAAGAAAAUGAUGAAAGAGCAGGAAGAGAGGGGGAUUCGUUUUGUUCGGAGAAUUUGAUGUGAAGUUUGCAUGGAAAGUAUGGACCUUUGAAGAUAUUGUUGGGCCUUUCCAUGUGGAUACCUUUCCGUUUAACCAAAAGCUUAGGCUACUUUGCUUCCCACCAAGGAAUAUGGAUGUUUAUCCAAAGUGAUUCUUUUCAUCCAAACCAACUGGUCUUUUCUCCAGAUGCCAAAUCGGUUGCCAUGGGAACUUGAAGGAGCUGCGAGAUGAUGGUUGAUUUUGGGUUUACUGAGAAACCGCCACAUUCUCUCUUCCCCCAAACAAACAGGCAUGGCAGCAGAUUAUCCAAAAAUGUUUUUGAUAUGAAAACCAAGCUUUAUGAUAUCCAAAGAUGUACAAUUUUUUUAAGGUUUUCAUUUGUCUUUAUACUCAUUUCCUAAGCCAUUGUGUUGACGCUUUUGCAGUUCAUGUUAAAAGGGGAAGUUGCAAUAAAAUGUACUUAAUUAAUAACAAACCUAUUCACACAAAUAUCUGCAACAACACUCUUAAAAAACGAGGGGUUUGCAGAACCUUUUUUGGUUCCUCAAAGAACCUUCUUAAAAAACAUUAUUUUCUUAAUAUGAAGAACAUUUUAAUAAUCUAAAGAACCUUUUUCUACUAUAAAGAACCUUUAGUGGAAUGGAAAGAUUCUAUGGAUGUUAAAACUUCUUCAUGGAACCAUCGAGGUCAAUAAAGAACCUUUAUUUUUAAGAGUGAAUAAUAAGCUUUAAUAGUCAAAUUUCACAUCUUCCCUCUUUUGACACUGAACUGUCAGAUUUUUGUUUGAAAACCUUUUAACACUGAAUUAAUAACCAAAUGAAAAUGGGAUAUAUUUUCAAGGAGAUUUUAUAUGUUGAUAUAAGAGAAGGAACAUUUGUGUCCUCUUUAUGAUAAGAGUUGAACUUGCCAAAUAGUAGAAUGAUAAUAAUAAUGCCAAAUACCUCUUUCAUAUUUACCAUUUGUAAACUUUAUAUUUUGCAACACUUCAUUACCAAAGCACAUGAACAUACAAGAGUGUACGGUAUAUGUAUGUAAAUGUGUGUUUUGUGAUUGGCUAAAGGCCCGUUCACACCAAUAACGAUAACUAUAAAGAUAACCAUAACGAUAACUAUAUUUGCGUCCACACCAACGAACGAUAACUAUCUGUUUAUUCUAAGCUCACGCGCUGAGGUUUCAAAGUGUGUACAUGUUUUUGCUGUUCUUGUUGCAUUUACACGGUUUUAACCAGCAGAUGUCCUCAGCAUGCUGUUUCGAGUGAAUCGCUAGCAUAAUCGAUCUAAUCUAACAGUGAAUUUAGCUGACGAAGUCAAUAUAGUGAAAUAAAAACAACGCCUAGUCUUUUCCACUGCAUCUUCAAAGGAGGCAAGACGUUGUCGAAACUAGCGCUGGAUAUCUGAGGUAAUUUUUAUGUUACACUGUUUGCUAGCCUGGCAUAAUGAUCUCAUCGUUAAUACUUAUAACCAUUUAUUCUGAGGGUAUGACCGAUUGUUUUCGACAUAACCAUUUUAUUUAAAUAUUCUUGAAAAGGGGGUUUGACUUGUCAAAAAAUGGUGGAUUUUUCUGGACCGCGGCGGUUAACUUCACCGCAAUGCCGUUUUAAAUGCGCGAGCGCUUAAAUUAGAAUGGAUUCUGAUUGGCUGUCAGUUUUUUUUUUUUUUUUAUCGUCCAACAGCUGGAAAAAAUCGUUCUCAAAGUGAUCCCAACGAUAUCGUUUCUCUAUAUCGUUAUCUUAUAGCUGUGGUGUGGACUGUGCUAUCCUUUUAUAUUUAGAACGAUUUUUAGAACUAAUAUCGUUAUCUUUAUAAUCGUUCUUGGUGUGAAUGGGUCUUAAAGGGUUAGUUCACCCAAAAAUGAAAAUUCUGUCAUUAAUUACUCACCCUCAUGUCGUUCCACACCCGUAAGACCU